Molecule: messenger RNA, 2184 nt
Organism: Lecanosticta acicola
Lineage: Eukaryota; Fungi; Ascomycota; Dothideomycetes; Mycosphaerellales; Mycosphaerellaceae
Source: the annotation of a GenBank genome assembly
AUGUCAUUUGGCAAGCAAAUCGUCACUCUCCCCGUUGCCGACGACAGUGACGGCACGGGCAUCGCUCCGCCUGCAUCCAAAGGACUGACGCGCAAUGACGCGCAUUUCCUGGACAAGAUUGCGGAGCGAUGGGCCAAGGAAGAAGGCCGCACACAAUCCGGCAUCGUUUACAGACUGGAACGCUUGCCUACCGGAUACGGCGGUUACGAAAAGGGUCGAGAGGGAAGUAAGCACGUUGAUCGAUACAUCUACGGCCAUCCAAACGGACAUUUCCGAUCUAUCAAUGAGCUGUGGCCACACUUCAAACAGCUGCAGGAAAUGGGCGGCACUGUGGGAUGUGAAUGCGUGCUGUGCGCGGGAAAGAAAAAGAAGGCUCCCAGCACUAACAGCAACAGCAUUGCUAGCUCUAGUCCGGCUGGUCGGUCCAAGUACUUCCCUGCGAAAGCGCCUGCAGCUGCUCCAAACGCUUUCAAGCCGAGUCUGUCACAAGGUCGUCUCAAUUCCAGCUCCUCUGCUGAGCAGCGCCAAAAGCAGGUGGACGAUGAAGGCACUCCAGACCUCUAUCGAAAGUUCUUGGAUGACUUGAAGUCGAAACGAGAAGCUAACGAAGUGAUCAACAUUGACAUCCGCGACAAGCUCUCGCCGGACUGGAGAGCGGGUCAUGAGAUGCUCCAGAAUGUACUCACGGAGUGGCAGGAUCUGCCCGGAUACGUACCACGAAUUGGCGAAGUCGUUCUCUUUGCCCGCAACGUUAUGGAGGAGCGUAUAAUGUGGGAUGCUGGUGAACGAGUCUAUCGCCGCAUCAGCUCCAACGCGAAACCAGAUGCACCAAAGUGGGAGGCUGGAGUUGUAACACAGGUGCCGUUGGACUCUGUCGGUGUCGAUGAUCUCAACUACAUUCCACAAGGCAAGCGGAACGUCACCUACUCGGGCUUUCGGGUUGAGCCACUACAACCAUCUUCAGACACUCGGCCGAUGACACUGUCGCACAGAUACGUGCCACUCCAUGCUAUGCGCCCAUUCUGUUUCUUGAAAGAGUGCCUCCCUAACACGGAGGUACCUGAUCUGCAUCCUAGCAUACGCCAUGCCCUUACGGUGGCCAACAGUUUCUGCCUUGUUGGUCGCUAUGCUUUCAAGGGCGCCUGGCCAGAGGCUACCGUCUUCGUCCGGGCUGUCUAUCUGGGAGCUGAGUCAAUCAUGGUCGGAGACGCUGUCCGUAUCUUGCCUCUCAGCCCAGACGCGACAGCGGUGACGGAUAUUAUGAUUAUCACGUCAAUUCGAUUACGGUUCGUCAACCUCGAAGAAGCAGGAGAUGAUGACUUGGACGACGAACAACCUUACAACACGGCGUUGCAUGUCGCUGGUAAAGCAUUUACACUCGAUCCGAAACGGAGCUAUAGCGGCAUCGCCAAAUCACCAGUGACUCCCAGUGAGCAUGGACUGCCAAAGAGUCUAGCAGCAUAUGGGCAAUUCUUCCAUAUUCUCGAUCCCGCGGAGGAGAAGCAGCGCCUGGAGUUGCCGUUCCAGCGUAUCUUAGGCCGAUGUUUCGAAGAUGUUGCUACGAAGGCCUGGUCCGCUGGUGCUGGGGACAAGCCAUCGAACUCAUCGCCUCCGAAGGUCGACAUCUCCACAGGUCUGGCAGCAAUGCAGAAAGCUCGCGCGUACAGCAUGCAAAAUGAUCCACGCAUUGAAAAGGCGGCUGGUAAGAGCUGGUUUUGGGCCGAGACACGCUUUGAGCAAUUAGACCUGCACGAAGUGAACGGCAAGUUUGUAGGAGUGAAAGACGAAUCACGGUCGAAGAAGCAGAUGCACGCCUGGCGGCAGGCACUCAAAGUGCUCGAUGGGAAACGAGGAGGAUUGGAGGAGUACCAUGCGGCACGUAAGCAACGCGAGGAGGAGGAGAAGCAAGAGAGUGCGCAGGCUGCUUCGAGCUCGUGGGGCCUGAUGGCGGCCAAUGUUGACAGUGCGACGGAUGCCGAGAAAGAGGUCGAUGAGGGAGCUCAAGAAGCUGAAGAGAUCAAUGAAGAAGGCCAGGAUGGAGAACCCCAAGAAACUGAAGGCGCCAUGGAAGUUGAUACGGAGAGCAGCGCAAUGCCGAACGCAAGCACCGAAAUAGUGAUCGAUAUUGCCGACGACGAUGACGAUGAUGACGAUGACGAUGACGACGAUAUCAUGGAACUGUGA